This is a messenger RNA of Carassius carassius (crucian carp), 963 nucleotides long. RefSeq names its product pituitary tumor-transforming gene 1 protein-interacting protein. Bases 171 to 740 code for a protein of 189 amino acids. Gene Ontology annotation, biological process: protein import into nucleus. The record is from RefSeq and is a predicted model, not a curated record. Gene Ontology annotation, cellular component: cytoplasm; nucleus. The transcript has 7 exons. NCBI's taxonomy places the organism in Eukaryota, Metazoa, Chordata, Actinopteri, Cypriniformes, Cyprinidae.
AGCAGCGCGUCAGCUGCGUCUUCGCGUUUCCGUGUUUUCGAUCUCUCGAUGGUUUCGGUUCCGUGUUAAGGAGAGUUUUAGAGAUUUGUGUGCAAUCGAAAUCAAGAUUUAAUAUCGUAAACACAAACUCAACACCCGUCUGUUGUACAAACCGUCAGUUCAUCUCCGAUAUGGAUAAAUCGCGAGUGUUUGUGUCGAUGUGUAUCUUCCGGCUGAUGUGUGUCGCAUUCAGUCUUUCUGAACCAACAACAACAACAACAACUUCAAAAUCAACAAUAAUCACACCUACAACUCCUCCAGCUGUCCACAAACCAUGCAACACUCAGACUUCCUGUGAGACGUGCCUCGCCAAUGUUUCGUGUUUGUGGUGCCAGACGAACAGCAGCUGCUCAGAUUAUCCGGUCUCGUAUGUGAUUCCUCCGGCGUCGCUGUGUAAACUCUCUCAGGCUCGCUGGGGUGUUUGCUGGGUGAACUUCGAGGCUCUGAUCAUCGCGAUGGCUGUGGUGUUUGGGAUUCUGCUGCUGGCUGUCACUGUCUGCUGCUGCUGCUGCUGCUGUAAACGCAGACGCUCGUCCAGUUUUGACCGUGAUGAUGAGCAGUUUGCCCGGAGAAGAGAGGAGAUCAAACAGCGAUCAGACGAACGGAAGGCGGAGAGGAAGGUGAAACAUGAUGAAAUCCGCAAGAAGUAUGGUCUCAUCCCAGACUCCGAUCAUCCGUACAGCAAGUUCGAGAACGAGUGAAAGCGAGGGAUCGCAGGAAUCACUUCACCACGUGCUUCGCUCUUUUGAGACUCGUCGGAUGAGUUUAGGUUUGAUGGAAGCCCAAACUGAGAUUACAUUGUCAGUCCUUCAAUUGAUUAGAAAUCUCUCUCUCUCUAGUUAUGAUUAAUGUCUGUGUAGUUGUCAGUCAACUCAGAUUCUCUCUCUGUCUCUUUUUAACACGGUUUCUCUUUUCGUUAUAACU